AUCACUACUCCUGCUAUCACUACUACUACUAUCACUACUCCUACUAUCACUACUCCUACUAUCACUACUCCUACUCCUGCACUGCACACAUCUGCACCCUCUACGUGUAUGCUUAUUAGCACUCUCAUUCGGCCUUCACUCUUGGUAAUGAGUCUUCCAAAAGGCCAGACACUUUGGCAUAAGUUGUUCAAGAUUUUGUUGUGUCCUCUCUCAAUGGUUGCAGCCAUCAUUGCCUUUAUUCUUUUGCUGCUAUGGGAGCCAAUACAAAUAACUCUUGUGGCUGUUGUGGGUGUGGCAAUGGUCCUGAGCUUGGGACAAACGAUUGUUGUUUUUCUACCCUUUGGGUCCAGCCAUGAACUGAGGUCCAUCUGUGAUUUGGUUCUCAGAGUGAUUGCCUUCACAACGGAGGUUUUUACCAUGGUGGCCAUAUUUGUGGGUCUGGAGGAAAUUGAGAAGUGCUGCUCGAUACACUGGCGCAUGAAAGUGAUGGGAGGGUAUACAGCCUGGGUGGCUCUGUUCUACUUGAUGUUCAUAUACCUCUGUUGCAACCAGAGUUACCAGAGGAAAAGAAAUUCAGGAAUUGAUGACAAAUGGAUUGUGCCAAAGAGAACGACACUCUCUUUUGAAAAAAUCCUCAAAGUUAUCCUCGUUCUGGGCAACUUGGGUUUUACAGUGGCUCUUAUCAUUGGAAUAUAUACUAAUGAGACAUGAUGACGGUGUAAAGCAAGAGGUUUGCAUCGUUACAUUAAAACAUAUAUUAUGACAGUAGGUUUAUACUGUAGAUACGUGUUAUMCAYUUGGUAACAUACUGUAUGUCACACAUGCACUUUAACCCUUGUUUAUCAUUGUUUCUUUUUGGUUUGGGUUACAAUACACAUUUAUACUGUAUCAUGAAUACUUAGAUGUUUUACUAUAGCUAAAUUUCCAUCCAUAUGGCAACAGAUUUUCAUGCAAAUAUUCUAAAAUCCACAUAAAACAAUAUGCACAUUU
Salvelinus sp. IW2-2015 is the source of this 990-nucleotide messenger RNA. RefSeq names its product putative ferric-chelate reductase 1. The record is from RefSeq and is a predicted model, not a curated record. NCBI's taxonomy places the organism in Eukaryota, Metazoa, Chordata, Actinopteri, Salmoniformes, Salmonidae. Gene Ontology annotation, cellular component: membrane.